CAUUCGACACUCCCUCUUCAACUACCUAAAGCAGACCACCAUUUCUUUUUUAUCCUUCUGUAACGGUUACUUCUCAGCCUCCAAAACCUCCAUUACUUGUAUAAAACACCACUACUUCUCCUCCCUCUCCUCUGAGAAUCCCACAACCAAACCAAACCAAACCCGAAGACCCCACCUUUUUUCUUUACCUUCUGAAUCUCUCUAACCAUGAAGAGACAAAAGACCUUAGAAACCAACGCCAACAACAGCAACCUGUUUGAUCUCUUGUCUGAAGAGAUAGUUUUUACAAUCUUAGACUUCAUCGACACAAACUCUUUAGACAGAAAGUCUUUUUCUUUAGUUUGCAAGUCAUUUUACAUUACAGAAUCAAAACACCGCAAAAAUCUUAAGCCUUUAAGACAAGAACUCCUUCCAAGAGUCCUUAACAGAUACCCACAUGUAAACCAUCUUGAUCUUUCUUUAUGUCCACGUAUAAAUGACAAUUCUUUGAAUGUAAUAUCAAACACCUGCAAAGAUUCAUUGAAUUCUAUUGAUCUUUCAAGGUCAAGGUUCUUUUCUUAUAAUGGGUUGAUGAGUUUGGCUUCGAAUUGUAAGAAUUUGGUGAGUAUUGACUUGUCUAAUGCCACUGAGUUGAGAGAUGCUGCGGCGGCUGCGGUGGCGGAAGUUAAGAAUUUGGAGAGGUUGUGGUUGGGGAGGUGUAAGUUGAUUACUGAUAUGGGAAUUGGAUGCAUUGCUGUUGGUUGCAAGAAGUUGAGGUUGAUUAGCUUGAAGUGGUGUAUAGGUGUUAGUGAUUUAGGUGUUGGUUUAAUUGCUGUUAAGUGCAAGGAGAUUAGAAGUUUGGAUCUUUCUUACUUGCCCAUUACAAAUAAAUGCUUACCGUCCAUUUUGAAACUACAACAUCUUGAAGAUAUAGUUCUAGAAGGAUGCUUUGGUAUAGAUGAUGAUAGCCUUGCUGCUCUCAAACAUGGCUGCAAGUCCAUGAAGGCACUCGAUAUAUCAAGUUGUCAGCACAUCAGUCAUGUUGGCCUGUCUUCCUUAAUAAGUGGCGCUGGAAGCCUACAGCAACUCACCCUGUCAUAUAGCUGUCCUGUCACCCUAGCUCUGGCUAAUAGUUUGAAAAGGCUUUCCAUGUUGCAAUCUGUCAAGCUAGAUGGUUGUGCGGUUACCUCUGCUGGACUGACAGCCAUUGGCAAUUGGUGCAUAACACUAAGUGAGCUGAGCCUGAGUAAAUGUGUAGGAGUGACAGAUGAAGGUCUCUCUUCUCUUGUAACAAAGCACAAAGACUUGAAGAAGCUAGAUAUAACAUGCUGUCGGAAGAUAACUGAUGUUUCUAUCGCCUACAUCACAAAUUCAUGCACCAAUCUCACUUCCCUGAGAAUGGAGUCAUGUACCUUAGUUCCUAGUGAAGCAUUUGUCUUGAUUGGACAGCGAUGUCAGUUUCUUGAAGAGCUUGAUUUAACAGAUAAUGAGAUUGAUGAUGAAGGUCUGAAGUCCAUUUCUAGAUGUUCUAAACUCUCCAGCUUAAAAUUAGGAAUUUGCCUAAACAUAAGUGACGAGGGGCUUUCACAUGUUGGCAUGAAGUGCUCAAAACUUACUGAGCUUGAUUUGUACAGGUCUGCUGGAAUAACAGAUUUGGGCAUUCUGGCAAUUUCUCGAGGUUGCCCUGGGCUUGAGAUGAUCAAUAUGUCAUAUUGUAUUGACAUUACUGAUAGUUCCUUACUAUCACUUUCAAAAUGCUCAAGGUUAAACACAUUCGAAAGUCGAGGGUGCCCUCUUAUCACAUCUCUAGGUCUUGCAGCCAUUGCUGUGGGGUGCAAGCAGCUCAUUAAGCUAGACAUAAAGAAGUGUCACAACAUUGGUGAUGCUGCAAUGCUUCCACUUGCACACUUCUCUCAGAACCUCAGACAGAUUACUUUAUCAUAUAGCUUAGUUACUGAUGUGGGGCUCUUGGCCCUUGCCAGCAUCAGCUGCCUGCAGAGCAUGACGGUCCUGCACUUGAAGGGCUUGACUCCAAGUGGAUUGGCAGCUGCCUUGUUGGCAUGUGGAGGCUUAACAAAAGUGAAGCUCCAUUUGUCUUUUAAAUCAUUGCUUCCACUGCCUCUUUUUGAACAUUUGGAAGCACGUGGUUGUGUGUUUGAGUGGAGAGAUAAAGAGUUUCAGGCUGAAUUAGAUCCGAAGUGUUACAAGUUACAGUGGGAAGAUAUAGCUCAAUAGAGAUUGAGGGUUGUGUUCUCUGGGGAGGAUAAGUUCUCUUGCCAGCAAAUGUAGAAUCUAAGCUAAGGCGUGGUUCAUACUUCGUAUAGAAAGGAGGAAUCAAGUUGAGAAGGCGGCAAAGUGUCAUACUUCAUAUAGCAAAUAGGAAUUCUGGGCUCAUGUUCAAGUUUUGAUGCAGCUAGUAAUCAUGUUUUAGCCUUCCUUCCUUAAUUGUAUUAUACAAGACAAGGUAAAAUCAUGAUGGCCUAAUGGUCUGUUAGCUGGAUAGCUUGGAAGCAAGAAGUGACUUUGUAGCGUGUAGACAUGGAACCAAAAAAAUAAAAGCAAUGUUCCUCAA
Molecule: messenger RNA, 2551 nt
Organism: Populus trichocarpa (black cottonwood)
Lineage: Eukaryota; Viridiplantae; Streptophyta; Magnoliopsida; Malpighiales; Salicaceae
Product: F-box/LRR-repeat protein 3
Exons: 8
Coding region: 208-2214 (668 amino acids)
Biological process (GO): SCF-dependent proteasomal ubiquitin-dependent protein catabolic process
Cellular component (GO): SCF ubiquitin ligase complex
Molecular function (GO): protein binding
Source: RefSeq, a predicted model, not a curated record